AUGUCAAACGCAGAUGCUCCGAGCAGGAAGUUUUCGUCGAGCAUAAUAGGAAUAGAUCUGGGAACAACCAACUCUUGUGUGUCUGUCAUUAAGGAUGGAAAGCCUGUGAUAAUAGAGAACCAGGAGGGAGAGCGCACAACGCCUUCUGUUGUCUCGAUACUCAAGGACGAGGUUGUUGUUGGGACUCAGGCAAGGAACAGGAUACUGAUGCAUCCAAGAAACACGAUUUUUGCGUCGAAGAGGCUAAUAGGAAGGAAGUUUGGGGACCCUGAGGUCGAGAAGUAUGUGAAGGGGUUGCCCUUUGACACGAUGUCCCACUGCAAUGGAGAUGUCUGGAUAAGGGUUGAUGGGAAGAAGUAUUCUCCUGCACAGAUCGGAGCAUUUGUGCUUUCGAAGCUCAAGAGCAGUGCAGAGGCGUUUUUGAGCCAUCCUGUUGCAAGAUCUGUUAUAACAGUUCCUGCAUAUUUCAAUGACAGCCAGCGGCAGGCAACAAAGGAUGCCGGAAGGAUAGCAGGGCUAGAUGUUGUCCGGGUCAUCAACGAGCCGACGGCUGCAGCGCUUGCAUACGGUCUUGACAAGUCGGCCAGGGGAAACAUUGCAGUCUACGACCUCGGAGGAGGGACCUUUGACAUCUCGAUUCUCGAGGUGGAGGACGGGGUGUUCCACGUGAAGGCAACCAAUGGAGACACGUUCCUUGGAGGGGAGGACCUGGAUAAUGAGGUUGUGAAGUUUAUUGUCGAAGACUUCAAGCAAAAGGAGGGAAUUGACUUGAGCAAUGACGUGGAUGCGCUAGGGAGGAUCAAGGAGGGUGCCGAGAAGAUAAAGAAAGAGCUGUCUGUAUCCUGUACUUCGAAGAUGGAGAUCCCGUACAUAUGCAAUUCCCAGGGAGGGCCGAAGCAUCUGUGCAGGGAGAUUACCAGGAGUGAGUUUGAGCAGAUUGCGAAGAAAAUUGUAGAGCGCACGAUUGCACCGUGCAAGAGGGCGCUUGCAGAUGCGGGACUGGACAGCUCUGACAUCAAGCAUGUGAUAUUGGUUGGGGGGAUGACACGAAUGCCAUAUGUCAGGAGAGUGGUUAAGGAGAUCUUCGGGAUUGAGCCCUCAACAGACAUCAACCCCGAUGAGGCAGUUGCAAAUGGUGCAGCACUCCAGGGUGGAGUUCUUAUGGGUGAGAUUGACGAUGUGCUUCUCCUUGAUGUUGCUCCGCUGAGCCUUGGGAUUGAGCUUCUUGGAGGAGUGUUUAGCAGAGUGAUAAGGAGAAACACAACCAUUCCGUUCAAGGAGACACAGGUGUUUUCCACGUCUGAAGACAACCAGACGGAGGUCGACAUCAAGGUGUACCAGGGAGAAAGGUCUAUGGUGGCGGACAACAAGUACCUGGGGCAGAUAAAGCUCAAGAGCAUCCCUCCUCUUCCUAGGGGUGUGCCUAGGAUUGAGGUGACGUUUGAGUCUGAUGCCAACGGGAUAUACAGGGUGACUGCCCAAGACAGCAUUACAAAGGAGCCGCAGUCCCUCGAGAUAAUACCGUCUAGCGGGCUAACGGAGGCGGAAGUAGAGAGAAUGGUAGAGGAAAGCGAGAGGCUCAGGCACCUUGACGAGAUGAAGAGAAGAAAGGCAGAACUCAUUGUUUCUUCUAGUGAGCUUCUCAGAAGGCCUCCUACCGAGCUGGAAAGGAUUCCCAAGAAUUAUCUGGACAGACUCGGGAAGGUGGUGAAGGGAGAGGACUUUGAUCUGAAGGAGAUGGAGGAAGUGCUGUUGAGUGCAAAGAAGAGCAUGUCUUGA
Encephalitozoon cuniculi GB-M1 is the source of this 1779-nucleotide messenger RNA. RefSeq lists its product as uncharacterized. Gene Ontology annotation, molecular function: heat shock protein binding; ATP-dependent protein folding chaperone; ATP hydrolysis activity. Lineage: Eukaryota; Fungi; Microsporidia; Unikaryonidae. Gene Ontology annotation, biological process: protein refolding; cellular response to unfolded protein. Bases 1 to 1779 code for a protein of 592 amino acids. Gene Ontology annotation, cellular component: cytoplasm; mitochondrion. The transcript has a single exon. The record is from RefSeq and is marked provisional.